This is a messenger RNA of Poecile atricapillus (Black-capped chickadee), 3218 nucleotides long. RefSeq names its product phosphatidylinositol glycan anchor biosynthesis class H (gene PIGH). Lineage: Eukaryota; Metazoa; Chordata; Aves; Passeriformes; Paridae. Gene Ontology annotation, cellular component: glycosylphosphatidylinositol-N-acetylglucosaminyltransferase (GPI-GnT) complex. The coding region runs from base 167 to 742 and encodes 191 amino acids. The record is from RefSeq and is a predicted model, not a curated record. The transcript is spliced from 4 exons. Gene Ontology annotation, biological process: GPI anchor biosynthetic process.
ACCAAGCGAGACAGCCCAGCGGAAGCACCACUCCACAGCCACAGCGGGCGCCGGCACCGCCCGGCAGGCGGCCCGGAGGCAGCGAGCAGGGCCGGCAGAGCCUUCCCUCGGCUCAGGCUCCUCCCGCGGGAGGCCGGCCGGGCCGGGCCGGUCCCGCCUGCCCGGCAUGGCGGAGGAGCGGCGGUUCCGCUCGGCCUCCGGGGCGCCGAUCGCGCUGCGGCGCCGCCAGCACAGCGCGUCCUGCCGGGAGCUGGCGGUGCGCGGCCCCCGCCUGCAGCUGCGCUCGCUCAGCGCCGCCACCUCCGCCGUCUGGCUGGCGGCCUACGGGCUCUUCGCUCUCAGCGAGAACAGCAUGGUGCUCUCUGCAGCCAUCUUCAUCACGCUGAUUGGCCUGAUCAUAUACCUGCACUUUGUGAAGAUUGACCAGGAAUCCCUGCUGGUCAUCGGCUCACUUGGCAUUCAGGUGACUUCAUCCUAUGCCUCAGGGAAAGAGAGCACAACCUUCAUUGAGAUGGGUCAAGUGAAGGAUGUGGUUAUCAAUGAAGCCAUCCAUAUGCAAAAAGUUAUCUACUACCUGUGUAUCCUCCUCCAGGACCCUGAAGAUCCUCAGGGAGUAUCUGAGGUUGUGCCACUCUUUCAGAGCUCCCAGCCACGACUGGACUGCUUGAUAGAAGUGUACAAAAAUUGUCAAGAGAUCCUGGAGCAGAGGAAGACAGCUCCACAAUCAAGUGAAAUAAAAUAGCUGAAAAAAGCAGCAAUCAUUCAGCAGGACUCAGAGGGAGACAUGGAAAAGCAAGCAAAACUGCCCCAUGAGCAGAACUUUUUAGGCUCAGCCAGAAGGCUCUUGCCUCUUGCCUUUCCAGAAAAGAAUUAUGGGGAAAUAGGGAAAAGGGAGAUAAGAAAAUGCAUCAAUUUUUUACUCUUUCUUGCAUAUAAAAAUUAUGCUAAAAUUAAAAAAUAACCUUGGCUGGACUGCCAUAAGUAUGCAUUCUUUGGUUUUUAUUUAACCCUUUGUUUGAAGAACACACUCUAAAUACCUAGAUAUCAUCUAAAGCUGAUGUGUGGGCUCAGAGAGUACCUUCCUGAUCACAGGAGAAUUUCAUGAGGACAAAACCAGAAAAUUUAAGUCUUGAAUUCAGUUAUGUUUAAUGAAAUAAACAUAAGAGAUCUGAAGACUGACCUCUUCAGGGAUCUGCUUGAAAGAGUCCCAUGGGAUGGGGCCCUAGAGGGAAGAGGGAUCUGAGAAAGCUGAUAGUCAAGGAUCAUUUCUUCUGAAAUCAAGAACAGUCCAUCCCAAUGAGCAAGAAGUCAAGCAGAAAUGCCAGGAAGCCUGCAUGGAUGAGCAAGCUGCUCCUAGCAACACUUGAACACAAAAUGGAAGUAGACAGAAGGUGGAAUUAGGGACAGGUAAUUUGGGAGGAAUGUAGCAACGCUGUUCAAGAUGUAGUUAGAGAAGCUAAAGCCCAGCUGCAGAUGAAUCAGUUAAAGGAUGUCAAAGGCAACAAGAAUGGUUUCAGUAAGUGCUUAACUAUCAAAAGGAACACAGGAAAAAUGUGAACCCACUGCUGAAUGGGGCAGGGCUUUUUGACACAGGACAUGGAAAAGUUGUGGCAUUUAAAGGGCUACAUCUGUUACUCUGAGGAUAUGAGGCACAUGUAUUGUUGAAAAUGAUGGUAAUGUGAAUAAAAGUUUUAUUGAUCUGUGCUCUUAAUAGUAACUUAAGGUUGGGAAAUUCUAUGUUGAUAAGCUGAAAGUUAUUUUAACAUUUAACGGGCAUUUUUCUCCCUAUAUUCCACAACUAUAUAGUGAAUAUAUAUAUACACACACACACUAUAUACAGAGGUGACUGAAGUGUCAAAACAAGAGCUAAACCACAAGUUGGCAGGAGCCUGGGUUCAUGCUUAUUUUGCAUACGGUGUUGUACCGUGCUUGUCCACAUUAUCUGUAAAUGAACACUUGGCACCAUACCGCCAUGCAAUAGAGAUAAGGGGAUUUGUGGGUUUUUUCCCACGGUGCCAUAAAGUUUGAAAGACAGAGAUUAGCUCGUGUCACAGGAAGUAUUCUGGUUGUCCAAGUGAAAGGCAGCAGCUUGGAGAUGUGCCACUGGCUUUUGUGUCAAAAGAAAAGAUGUCUCAAGAGAGUGCACAGAGUCACGGGCUCAAGAGCGUGCUGGGAACACUGACUAUGCUGUAAAAAUCCCAUUAAGUCCUCAGAAUGUGCACUAAUGAAAUUAGCAAGAAGCUAUGUUUUGCAGCAGGAAGUCUGAAAGAUUGUUUUAGUAAUCUUUUGAAGGAGAUCAUUUGAACGUUCUGUGCCCAUGGUGAAGUCAUCCACUUCAGCUGAGAGAAGAUCAGAAUAGAGAAACAAGGGAUCAGUCUAGGGCAGGUUUGUACCAGCUAUGGUUUAUGCCUGGAUACCAAACGCAAUCGAUGUUGAUUUUUGUUUACAUCAAGAAUAUUUUGGCUUUUAAAAUAGUUUCUUUCAUUCUGAGAAUAAUACACAUUAAAUUCAUGGUUAUUAAUUCACAAGCUGUAUUUUAUUAAGAACAAACAAAUCUCACAGUAUCUUCCAGACAGCCUUUUACUUACACACAGCAGUUAGGAACAUAAAGGCUUUUGUCAUCUCAUUCUAUGCUGCAUUAACAGUCAUUGCCAAAAGCAUUGAUUAAAAUAAAAAAAUUAUUUUCUCUACCAAAGAAUCAUACAAAGUAGGUAACUACACAGGGUGGGUGUUUGAAGACAGGUAAGUUAUAAAUAGGAGUGGCAUGUGCAUCCAUCAGAGUGGGGUGGUCCCUGAAACACUCAAGUAUUGGUGAAUAUUUUUAAGAAAAAAAGAAAGUUUUGUGUACCAUGCUUCUCAAUUUAAAGUGCAAUUGUGACAGAAAAUAAUGAGAUUCAGGACAGCUCCUGUUUACUUAACAUCUCUGUUUCCUGUUGGCCCUGGUACAAGUCUCCUCAAGUCUCUGGGGACAUGAGUGUUAGCACUGUGAGGAAAUACAGCCUGUGAACUGGAGGCUUCUAUGCCUUGAGCAUCCCCAGCACUGAUGACAGCUCCAGCCUAUUCUGAAGCAUUUUGUUACUGGUGGGAUACCAGAAGCAAACUGUCAAACAGACCUUCAGAUACAGGAGAAAUUGUUAGGCACAGGUGAUAGAGUGAGGAGGAGUAACACUCCAGUAUUCAAACUGGCAGAGCUGUACUAAGAUAAUUGUGAGAGAGAG